Messenger RNA from Halichondria panicea, 1597 nucleotides. RefSeq lists its product as uncharacterized. The coding region runs from base 10 to 1431 and encodes 473 amino acids. NCBI's taxonomy places the organism in Eukaryota, Metazoa, Porifera, Demospongiae, Suberitida, Halichondriidae. The transcript has 8 exons. Gene Ontology annotation, molecular function: zinc ion binding. The record is from RefSeq and is a predicted model, not a curated record.
GACAUACACAUGUACAUGUCAUUUCUGCAUGUAGAUACACUUUUCAGUUUUGAUCGACCGUCAAGCUCUAAAAACUACAGGUACUGGGCGACAAUCGGUGCAGUGCUGCAUGUUGGGAGGACUGGGGAUCUUCUGUUUGGACCUCCUGCGUUGAAGGUACCCCGGCAGCCAGUCAUGACCUGCAGUGACAUCGGUGCCGACGGUGGUCAUGACUGCAAUUGGGUUGAAGAUCCCCCUCAUGAGCUUAUUUGCUUGAUCUGCCUUUGCAUUGCAAAAUAUCCACGCCAGCAUGGAGAAGGAGGUUGUGGUAAGCUGUUCUGCUACUCUUGCGUGGAAGAGCACAAGCAAAGAAACGAGCUCUGUCCCAACUGCAGAUGCCUAUUUAUUGUACACAAGGAUGUAAGAAGUUAUAAACAGGUUCAAGGGCUUCAAGUUAAAUGCAGUAAUGUUGUUAAUGGCUGCCGAUGGACUGGAUCACUAAGUGCUCUUCAAAACCAUCUGCUAGAAGAAUGUAGAAAAGUGUACAUUUUCUGUCCGAAGGGGUGUUCUAACAAUCACAAAUUUGUGAAAGUUUUACGGAAAAACAUGCAACGUCAUCUCAAAUACAGAUGUCCGAAUCGAGAACAGCCAGAUGUAGUCCCCAUUCCUUAUUAUCGUCAGCGAAGUUUCUCUGAUAGCCAGUCUGAGCAGGAACUCGAAAAGCAACAACCCGGUCACUUACAGGAAUCUAGUUUAAGCGAUUCUUCAGUUUCGGUGGAAGAAAGCACUCUCUUCUUGAAAUCUGAACAAGAGUUAACAUUGGUGUUUCCUGAUUCUAUUGAGACGGAAGACUUGUGUAAAUCUGAAGAGAACCCCGGCCAUGCACAUCCACCUUUGUUUCCCCUACCUUAUCAAAACAUCCUCACAAACUACCCACUGCCAUUUGUCACACAGUGUGAUAACUUUAAACUAAUCAAAGCACCUGUUGGCCCAUCUGUACUGAGAUGGAGUGAGUCUGUUGUGUCUGAUUGUACGUAUCUUAUUAAAGCAGGAAGCAGUGGAGGCAAGGUUCCAUUAUCUACUUGGAUAAAAGAUGUGGCUAUUCCCAUACAAAUGUGGAGACUGUGUGUUGGUCUGAUUCAAUUCGAGAUGCGGUGCUUUCAAUUUAACGAUGAAGCUUUUUCAAAGAUUCUGAUGGAUGACGAAGGAAUAGCACACAUUCCUGAUGAUAUGAUCCACUCCAAGACUACUGAGUCAGAUUCCUGUUUCAUUCUGAUGGUCGCUGAGAGUGUGAGAAUGUUUUUGAACCUUCCAAGGAUUCAAUUGAAAAGAAAACCUAUUGAGGUCUCCAAGAUGAUGGUCUUUGUUAAUACCUUUGAGAAAUGCGCUGACAACUUUCAUGAUGUGCUGUUGCAGCUGGGCACUAUUAAGUACACGACUGAAGCAGCAUGAUAUGGGGGGACUCAUCAUGCAUAACACAGAAGGACAUAAACACUAACAGUGUUUAUACAGUGCCUUUAGUCUAUAGAGUAAAUAAACGCAAUUUGGUACGUGUUAGUACAUAAAUGUAAAUAUUUUGAGAUUGGAACAUUUCUAAGAAAAUAUGAUGAUACAAUUG